AUGGGUUGUUUUAGUUCUAAAGCAAGGCGGCAGUUUCCUGGACACGAGGAUCCAGUGAGCCUUGCUUCGCAAACAGCUUUUACGGUGAGUGAAGUUGAAGCACUCUUUGAGCUAUAUAAGAGUAUUAGCAGUUCUGUGAUUGAUGAUGGGUUGAUAAACAAGGAAGAAUUUCAGCUAGCCAUUUUCAAGAAUAGAAAGAAAGAAAAUCUCUUUGCAAAUCGGAUAUUUGAUCUGUUUGAUGUGAAGCGAAAGGGUGUUAUUGAUUUCAGUGACUUUGUGAAAUCACUCAAUGUCUUCCAUCCCAAUGCCCAACUAGAGGACAAGAUUGAUUUUUCAUUUAAGCUUUAUGAUUUGGAUAGCACGGGAUUUAUUGAGCGCCAAGAGGUCAAACAAAUGUUAAUUGCACUUCUUUGUGAGUCUGAAAUGAAGCUGGCUGAUGAGACUAUUGAGCUAAUUCUUGACAAGACUUUCUUGGAAGCUGAUGUAAAUCAAGAUGGGAAGAUCGACAAAUAUGAAUGGAACAAUUUUGUCUCUAAGAAUCCAUCAUUAUUAAAGAUCAUGACCCUCCCCUAUCUUAGGGAUAUUACUACUACAUUUCCAAGUUUUGUAUUUAAUUCUGAGGUUGAUGAGAUUGCUACGUGA
Messenger RNA from Prunus armeniaca (apricot), 642 nucleotides. Lineage: Eukaryota; Viridiplantae; Streptophyta; Magnoliopsida; Rosales; Rosaceae. The record is from the annotation of a GenBank genome assembly.